Mucor mucedo is the source of this 2883-nucleotide messenger RNA. RefSeq lists its product as uncharacterized. Bases 1 to 2883 code for a protein of 960 amino acids. Gene Ontology annotation, biological process: RNA 3'-end processing. Gene Ontology annotation, molecular function: nucleotidyltransferase activity. The transcript is spliced from 10 exons. NCBI's taxonomy places the organism in Eukaryota, Fungi, Mucoromycota, Mucoromycetes, Mucorales, Mucoraceae. The record is from RefSeq and is a predicted model, not a curated record.
AUGGAGAUAGAACGUACUUAUUCAUUACUCGAAAGUUUAUUUGAGUAUGCUUUCCAAAAUUCUAUUACUAAGCGCGGAAAAAGGUCAAAUGCUAGUGUUGUAUGUCUAGAAAAACUUGGUACACAUUUACAGCUGACAACACCUGAAGAAUAUGCGUACAUGAAAAAGUAUUAUGACUCUUUGCUGGAUUUUUUGGACUCGAAGGAACAGAAAAUCAAAUGCACUAAAUGGAUUUAUGAAAUUAUGACUACAAACAUGUACAAUUGUGACCCACGUCACUCGAGAAAUGAAUUCCUCUCUCUUAAAUCAUAUCAGCCCUUCAACGCACUACUAUUUAUUUUGUACCAAAAGGAUUUUACGGAUAUCACCACCUGUGGAGAUCUUUCAGAGGAUAUUUUGAUUUUCUAUCGGACAAGAUGUAGACAGGCAAUUGAUACGUAUAAUGCAAAAGUAUCCAUAAAAAACAGGGUGAAUGAAAUGAUUCAAAAAAAAUUUCCUCAGUUUAAUAUGUCUGUUGAAAUUAUUAGAUUGAGCAACAAAAAUUUUCUCUCUGUUAGCCAAAUGCUCACGCUAGGAAUUGUCAUUCAUCGAAUUCGUACAAACGAUAGCAAGGAUUACGCUGAUUAUGAAGCCCUUUUUGAACCACUUUAUGACUUCGAUUUUAUGUCAGAAUGUUUAGAAAAUAUCGGCAUGGUUUGUCCAACCCACUGCCCAAAAAAACCAAACGACAUAUUAUUUCGUGAUAAAACAUCUGGAAUACGGUGUAGAUCUGGUAUUGAUACUGGUAUGCGGUUCUCACGAGAGAGGCUUAUCGAAGCCUAUUUGAAACUGGAUGAUAGAAUUGAUCCAUUAAUCACAGUCAUUUUUUUCAUAACAAAACGUCGAACUUCUCAUUUUAAUAUUAUUUCAAGGCAAAUCUUUAAGCAGUUACGUUCAGGUCAUUUUGAUUUUGAACUACUUGAUCAACGGACUGUAUUACCCGGUUAUUCCGUGCCUUCAAGAUUUACCGGACAAUGGCCAGUUACGGCAAUUCAUCGUGAAGAAAUAAGACAAGUGAGAGAUCGAUAUCACACUUGUGUUGUUAUCCAGAACGAUGUCAGCUCAAAUCCCGCAUCAAAUAAAACUGUUUGGAUCAGCAAAAAUAAGGAUAGUCUCAAAACCCUGCUUUUAGGUUACUUUAACUAUUACGCGAAAAUUGAAAAUAUCAGCGAUAUUUCUAUCGUCCGAGUCGAUAUAUCCAUCAUCGAUGCAGAAAAAAAUGAGAUCCAAGACCCUUUAUCUCCUAGUAAAAGUAUCUCAAUCGGAUGUGACCAAAUAGACUGGAAAAAUUUAAGAAAGGUGUUUAAAGAUGUCGCAAAUUUGUUAGAGGGUGGAAAAAGUCUAGAACAUUUAUUGAUAGAGUCAAUUCAGUACGCCAGCAAUAAUAGUAUUGCUAAAAGCAACAAGUCUCCAUAUCCAACCUAUGUUGUUGAUCUGAAAGAUCUUGAUAGUCAUCUGCAGCAUACAUUGCCUUCCGAAUGUGACCUGAUGAAUACUCACUUCGUCACCUUAUUAGAAUUUUUGAUGUCAGCCGACGCAAGAAAGCAUAUGAGUGACAGAUGGGUCUAUGAGAUAAUGACUACCAAUCAAUACAGCUGCCGUCGAUCGAAUAAUCAUCACCUUGCGUUAAAGUCAUAUCAACCUUACAACAAUAAUUUGUUUAUUGUGAAUUCUAAAAAACCAAAGGCAAGUGUUUUACAAUCACUUUCAGACAACAUUAUGGCUCGUUAUCAGGAAAACUAUGUGGACAAACGGGAAAUUUACGAUAUGAGGAAAAGGAUUAGAGAUAGAGUAAAUGAAAUAAUCCAGGAAGCUUUCCCAAGCUUAGAUAUAUCUGUCCAACUUAUCAGUUGUUGUUACAUUUACUUACGAGCGUGCAGAUUAUCGCAUGUGGAUGUUGUGUUUGCUGAUUCCUUACUAGAUUUAGCUAUCAUUCCUGCUCGAUUUUAUAAACCAGACAAAGAAGAAUUCGAUAAUCACAAACAACCUUAUAAGGCCCUUAAUGACUUUGAAUAUAUCGGCGAAUGUUUAAAGAAAAUGGGUAUGACAGAUGUUGUAUCUCAAACGCUGCAUAAAUUCGCAAAAAAUCUUACAUUUGUGCAUCCCGAAUAUGGACAAAAGUGUACCCUUGGUGUUGAGAAGUACAUGAUUUUUGAAAGAGAAGAACUGUUUGAAGUUUAUUUGCAGUUAGAUCCAAGAAUGAGACCACUGGUUACAUCCAUUUAUUAUUUUAUCCGAAGCCAUCAACUACAUCCUCUCGACCGACAACAUUUUUUGAGUGGUUACUCAUAUAUGAUUAUGAUCCUAUAUUAUUUGUUGAACGGGCUGAGAACCCCUUUAAUUCCCAACAUACAGAGUUUACCAAAUAACGAAUGUAAAGUCGCUGAUUGCUUUUACAAUGCUUACAAAGGGCCCGCCAGUGCCGAAUUUAAAAAAAGAAUAAGGGAAGUUGAAGUACGAUACCAUACCUGUGUUUAUAUCAGACAUGGCAAUGAUGAAACAGAGAUGGAAGGAAAAACAAUAUGGAAUAGUCACAACAAAACCGACUUGGGAACGCUUUUAAUUGGUUUUUUGAAUUAUUAUUCAAUAGAGAAAAAUUUCUGUGCUUGCAUCUCCAUUUCGCCAAUUGGCAAAAGGGGUAGAGUUAAAGACCACUACUUUACUGUGACUAUCCGAGACCCAUUUUUACAAAUACAUAACAUGGCGUGCGGGUGUAAUGAAACCACGAUGAAAGAGCUUACGCAAAUCUUUGGUAAUGCAGCAAAUUUGUUGAUUCAAGGAAAAACGCUGGAUGAGAUUUGCCAGAAUCCUAUAGCUGGCUGUUCUUGUCCUAACUGUAUAUAA